Aspergillus nomiae NRRL 13137 is the source of this 1446-nucleotide messenger RNA. Its product is annotated as putative beta-glucanase. The record is from RefSeq and is a predicted model, not a curated record. Gene Ontology annotation, biological process: carbohydrate metabolic process. NCBI's taxonomy places the organism in Eukaryota, Fungi, Ascomycota, Eurotiomycetes, Eurotiales, Aspergillaceae. Bases 1 to 1446 code for a protein of 481 amino acids. Gene Ontology annotation, molecular function: hydrolase activity, hydrolyzing O-glycosyl compounds. The transcript has 9 exons.
AUGUUGGGAAUCAAGGCAUUGUCGCUCCUGCUGUGCGGCGCAGUUGCGCAGAGCAAAUACAUCGUUCCCGGGGGCCGGUGGCUCGACACGCAUGGUAACCUGGCGAAUGCGCAUGCGGGAUGCAUUACCUUUGACGAGGAAACGGGGCGAUUCUGGUGGUACGGAGAAUACAAGACUGAAGGACAGGAGGAGGGUGGGGGAGUCUCGGUGUAUAGCUCUGAGGAUUUGGCGACGUGGGAAUCGCAUGGGUUGGCGUUGGAGCCAGUGAAGAACCAUUCGUAUAUUUCCCCGGAGAAUGUUAUCCAGCGACCCAAGGUUGUGUAUAGCGAGGAGGCUGGGCAGUACCAUAUGUUCUGGCAUGCGGAUAAUUCUUCCUAUGGAUUGUUGCUACAGGGCCUAGCUACGUCGGAUACCCCCGCCGGUCCCUAUACCUUUGUCAAUGUCUCGGCGCCGAUGGGUAAUUGGUCGCAGGAUUAUGGGUUGUUUACGGAUUAUAAGGAUGGACGAUCGUAUGCUCUUUACUCUAACGGAGAUAGCCAGGAGGGUCGCGAUGUCUAUGUUACUCGGUACAACGAGGAGGUCUCAGAGCUGGAAGAGGUGAUCUAUCGAUUCGACAAGUUCGAUCUCGAGGCGCCUACCAUCAUCCAAACGGAUGACAGUUAUUACGCGUUGAUGAGCCAUAAGACUGGCUACAGACCGAACAAUGUCGUUGCGUUCCGGGCUGAUUCGCUGGAGGGCCCUUGGUCCCAGCCGUUCAUAGUGGCGCCCCUGAACACGCGCACAUUCAACUCUCAGUCCGGGUAUUCAUUGAAGAUUAAGGGUUCGAAGAAGACUACAUAUCUCUACAUUGGUGACCAGUGGGACUCGAACUCGCUUUGGGAGAGUCGUUACAUAUGGCUACCCAUGGAGAUUGACGACAAGAAGAAAACGCUAGAGCUGGUUUGGAACGACGUCUACGACCUGAAUGUCAAAACCGGAGAAUGGAAACCAGUCAAAGGAAAGACCUACUACGGAAAGGAUGCAAAACGUCCGGAAAUGCAUUCAAGCAAGAGGCACGACAACACCAUUUUAACCGGCAUCUACGGCAACGACAGCACAGUCACGUUCGAAGGUAUUGAAGGCACGGGCAAGCCGCAGUGGGUGUCAUUCUACUACCAGAACACCGAUGAUAUGGGAUUCGGAGACCAACCUGGCGGAUCCCCUGAUCGCAUCGGAGGCGAAUGGCAGCUCCGACGCAUUAGCAGCGUCGUAGUCAAUGGCGACACUUCCAACGUCCAGACGCUCUAUCAACGGGAUACUCACAAGAGCAUCAUCCUCUCCACUCCAUUGCAAUUGACUCUUGAGAAGGGAAAGAAGAAUACUAUCACGAUUGGUGGACUUUACAACGGGUUUGACUACAAGGGAGCAGACCUGGACCGGAUCGUGGUGUAUCCUCCGGAGAAAUAG